Brassica rapa (field mustard) is the source of this 913-nucleotide messenger RNA. RefSeq lists its product as uncharacterized. Lineage: Eukaryota; Viridiplantae; Streptophyta; Magnoliopsida; Brassicales; Brassicaceae. The record is from RefSeq and is a predicted model, not a curated record.
AAGAAUUUAAUAAAGUCACUUCCUUGAAGAAACGGAUUCGCUUUUGCUUCUCUCAAUGGAUACUAUUCGUGGAGAUCUGUUCUUCAUCAUCAUCUGCUCAACUCUCUUCUUCGAGAUCUCCUCCCUCCCGGAUCCGUCCUUCUACGAUUACCUCCGCGAGAGCGGCCUCCCGGCGGGAAUAGUCCCCAAGGGAGUCACCAACUUCUCGAUCGACGUCAAAACGGGGCGUUUCACCGUCGCUCUCCCCGUCCCCUGCGACGCCAAAUUCGAGAACCAGUUCCACUUCGACUACAACAUCUCCGGCGUCCUCUCCGACGGCCGGAUCGGGAACUUGUCCGGCGUCACGCAGAAGGAGCUCUUCCUCUGGUUCGCUGUCAGAGGGAUACACGUGGAUCCCGUGAGCUCGGGGCUGAUCCACUUCGAUGUCGGCGUCGCUGAUAAGCAGCUUUCUUUGUCGUUGUUCGAGUCGCCUCGUGAUUGCACGGCGGCUGAGUUUGAGCACCGUUCCGUUGAUCUCUCGAAACCACGUGAUGAUGAUCUAAAGAAGCAAUCGUCUGGAGAUAAACAAUCGAUCUUUGGACCACCGAGGAAUCGCUGGACAAUAUCAUCUUAGUUUUUUUUUUUGUGGGAAAGAGGUGCAAGUUCCACUGGAUACUGAUGAUGUUUUAUGGUGUGUCUUGUAAAGAGUUUGGCUUUUAGUUUUUUUUUUUUUUCUUGUGGUAUACUACUGUAUCAGUUAGUAUCUCAACGGUAUAAGUUUCAAUGACUGCUUAGAGGAAUUUAGGAGGUAUGAGUUCUUUUUUGGUUUGUAAAAUAGAUUAGGGGUUUAAGACAUAUAUAUAUAUACGUAUAUGCUACGUGUGUGGAUUUUUUUUCAGACACAUUGGUGUGUUCUGUUAUCACCUUUUUGUUU